UGUUCAGUGACGUGUCUUGAGGUCAGAGUUCACCGGAAGCUGUUGGCUGCUGCAGGGAGACAGAAAAACAGAAAAAAACCUUUAGAAUCAUCGUAUAGUUUGCACGUUGACAUGCGUCUUUAUGGAUGAAGGGUUUGUUUUGAGUUCUGUUCGAUUGUAUCGAUGUGAGGAUGUCUGUAUCACCUUAAGACGAGCGCUUAAAACUGCUUUUAAACCCGGAAGUGGAGCAGAGCAGCAUGUGUUAGCUUAGCCGCUAACACUUUUUAUAUCUUCUAAAUUCCAUAUGAGAGAGCGAUUUAGUUUUUAAACACUGAUCUCACGCUCAUUUUGCACGUUAAAGUCACAAAUUGAGCCUGCCAUGCGUGCCAGUGCUGAGGCGCGUCGUUUAUCGGGCUGUGAGACGUGAGAUCAGUGCAAUACACUCGUUCAGUUGUCAGAUAAUCAUCACUCUCACUCUCAUCAAUGUGAAUCUCAUUAAACUGUUAAUUACUCUGAUCUUCUCUGGGUCAUUCGGGAGCCUGCAGACAUGAGUGGUAAAUUUGGGCUUGGGAAUUACAGCUCAAGGAAGCACAUCUCCAUAUCCAUGCCCUCAUCCACAGAGGUCAUGUCACCUCAUAUCAAAUCUGUGGAGGAACUCAGAGUGCUGGGCAUCAACCUGAACAGCUUCAACACACCGACACAGUUCUUCAUCUGUGUGGCCGGUGUCUUCCUCUUUUACCUCAUCUACGGCUACCUGCAGGAGCUGAUAUUCUCAUUGGAGGGAUUUAAGCCAUUUGGCUGGUAUCUGACUUUAGUGCAGUUUGGAUUGUACUCCUUGUUUGGUUUAGUGGAGUUGCAGCUUACUCAGGAUAAAAGGAGGAGGAUACCAUGCAAAACCUACAUGAUCAUCGCUUUUUUAACAGUUGGGACCAUGGGCCUAUCCAACACUUCUUUAGGAUACUUGAACUACCCUACACAAGUCAUAUUUAAGUGCUGCAAACUCAUUCCUGUCAUGAUCGGAGGAGUUUUUAUUCAAGGGAAACGCUACAAUGUUGCAGACGUGUCUGCUGCUCUCUGCAUGAGUCUGGGUCUGAUCUGGUUUACACUGGCAGACAGCAAGAUUGCCCCAAACUUCAAUGUAACGGGGGUAAUUUUUAUAUCUCUGGCCCUCUGUGCGGAUGCAGCUAUUGGAAAUGUGCAGGAAAAAGCCAUGAAACUUCAUAAUGGGACCAAUUCAGAGAUGGUUUUGUAUUCCUAUUCUAUUGGUUUUGUGUAUAUUUUGCUGGGGCUGCUGUCUUUUGGGGGGCUUGGACCUGCUGUUUCCUUCUGCUCUCAGCAUCCAGUGACGACAUACGGUUACGCAUUCUUAUUUUCACUGACGGGAUAUUUUGGCAUUUCAUUUGUCCUGGCUCUGAUAAAGCUGUUUGGAGCACUGGUUGCUGUCACAGUGACUACGGGAAGGAAAGCCAUGACUAUUGUGUUGUCAUUUAUGUUCUUUUCAAAACCUUUCACUUUCCAGUACGUCUGGGGUGGUCUUCUAGUGGUGUUUGGCAUCUUCCUUAAUGUAUACAGUAAAAACAAAGACCAAAUGAAACUUCCCUCCUUAGCAGAGCUCAGAAAACUAGUGCUUAGCAGGAGGAAGGUGCGCCUGUUGUCUCAGGACGUGUAGGAGGAAAAACUUUAAAAUUUAAUUCAUGGGCGGCUUCUACAACCUACAUCAACUGAUGCACAGGUGUGCUUUGGAGUCCGAGAUGGGUCAGAUGACCUCACAGAGUCGAAUCAGCGCACAUGGAGCAUGGGGAUCUAUUUGAAUCAAAGGGACCAUAAACUAGAGCCAAAAAAGCAAGGAUUUGCACUGGACAAAGGUGGAGCCUGAAGGUGGAAACGGUUUCAGUAGAACAUUACUUUUUUUAACAAUUCAUGUCCAAAUGAAUGUUGCCCUGAUGGGAGCCAGUGACAUUUUAAGUGAAUACAUUUCACCUGUAUGUGCCGUAAAAAACAACAGCAGCAGUUGACGUACAAGUCAGGACUCUGUUUUUUGAGUUAACUGCAAUUGCACAGGUGAAAAGAACUCAAUGAUUCUGUCUGUUUAAAGGGCUGACAUUCAGAAAAGGAUCAACUCAUCAGCUGCCAUAUUCGCUAACUGUUUGUUUGGUGAAAGGGUGGCUGUUUUUACAUUAAAAACAAACUAGGAAGUUGA
Molecule: messenger RNA, 2179 nt
Organism: Carassius gibelio (silver crucian carp)
Lineage: Eukaryota; Metazoa; Chordata; Actinopteri; Cypriniformes; Cyprinidae
Gene: slc35b3
Product: solute carrier family 35 member B3
Exons: 10
Coding region: 527-1648 (373 amino acids)
Biological process (GO): transmembrane transport
Cellular component (GO): Golgi membrane; endoplasmic reticulum membrane
Molecular function (GO): 3'-phosphoadenosine 5'-phosphosulfate transmembrane transporter activity
Source: RefSeq, a predicted model, not a curated record